ACCAAAAUAAAGAAUACUCGUACUCCUUCAAUCUUUCUUCUCGUUCCAGCGACCCAGCGCUUCACCCAUCAGCGAGACUCCAUUGCCUUCUUUCGACCAUCGUCUCUUCGCCUUCCGCCACUGCCCGACAAAACUUUACGGCCUGGGGCCACCGGUUCCGAUCAGAGGAUGAACUCUAGAAGUGUGUCUCCCCACUGGCUUGCCUUCGCGAUUCUUAGUCGUCGAGCAUCCAUAGAGUCCAAUAGCGACUGGUUCGCCACUUAUUUGAGGUGUCUGGUAUGUCCAAUCCCCUAAUUUUCGGUUAAUUCUAUUUAUUGACUUCCAAUUUUUAGGGUUUUAUGAAAUUGGGGGUAAUUUCUAGGUUUGAAAAUGGAUGGUAAAUUAGUGUUGAUUGCAAUUUCUAGUUUUUUUCGGAUUAAUUUUAAUUAUUUGUUCAUUAAAAUAUAGGAUUUGAAAACAACGUUUGCCUAUUUGGUUUUUUUUUUUGUUUUUUCCCUCCUCAAAAGUAGUUGCUAGAACAAUGUUUCUUUAACUCUCUUAAAAGAUAUGAAGUAUAUAUUUCUGUAUUCUAGAUUUUAUGUUUAACUGUCUUUUAUUUUCAUGUACUGGCAUUGGAGGUGCCUUUGGUGGAAAAGAAUGCACUUGCAUCUCUUUCAUUGUUAUUUCCUUGAAGGUUGUACCCAUUAUAAGUCUAGCAGUGAGUUCUUUUAAUUUUCUAUGUUACUAAAAGUUUCAAAUUAUAUCAUAUCAGAGGGCUUAGUUGACCCAUUACCAUUCUUAACAAUAUAUUCUAGCUAUUUAUAGAGAGCAGUAAUGCAUUAGUGUUUGACAAGCUUGCAUAGUUAUCUCACUAUGGGUAUGCCAUAUUGCCAUAUGAAUGUAUUAUUGAAACAUCUUCUGAUACAAGAAGCAAACUUUCUUUUUCGUUAAAAUAAGAACCUCUAGGGUACAAGGUUUGGCUUGUGGCUGCAAUGAAGAAUGGUUGUCUUCGAGGUCAAGCUAUUGUUUUUGCUGCUAAAGCUGACAAGGGCUACUAUAUUUCAGGUUUAUUUAACUUUAUUAUGUUAAGUACGAGAGUGGAUUUUUUUCUGCUUUACUUUUAUUGUGGCAGACUACUUAAGGUUUGUUUUGUCUUGGAUUCUAACGACAUUAAGUUUUGUUUUAUGAAAUCUUGUUUAGAUUUUAAGCUUAUUUAAAAACAGGAUUAUUCGUUAGGAACUGCAUUCUGGGAAACUCAUUGGAUCUCGUAUGUUUAUUGCACAAUAAAAAUUAGAACUGGAACAAAAUCUAUGCCAGAUCUAUACCCCCUUUAACAUGAAAAAAAAGAGAUGGUAUCUUCUGUAUUGAUUUUGUUAUUAUGGAUGACUUCAUUCCUUGCCCUCCAGAUUCUAUAGCAACACAAUGGCCAAAAAGCUAGAGUUUGUCUCUCUCCUUGUUUUUUAUCUUCAUAAUAGCCUCUCCUACAUUUUUAUAAUCAGAUUCAAUAAUGUGCACCUUCAGGUUCUAAAAGACUUGCUUGUAAACCUGUAUAGCAAAGAAACACUUCCACAAAAUGGUGCCGGUGCUCACACAAACUACAGCCAGGUGCACAUUAAACAUCUCAAAGGGGAAAAAUGAAAGAAAGAAAGAACGAUGCAGUGAAAUAUGCAAAAGAAUCAUUUGACUACUUUAAGUCCUGGCACCCCAAUCAACAGCCAGGUGCUAUUUCUUUAAGUCUUGCAAUGAAAUAUGCAAAAGAAUCAUAUAACUACUUUAAGGGUACAUGCAGCAUCCACAGCCGCAACAGCAACCCCUUCUGUUCUCUCCCACCACAGAAUGUUGCUCUUCAAACUGGAGAUCAUAAAAAGUCCUGAUGGAUAAUACUCAUUGCAUAAUACUCAUUGCAGGCAGUAGUUGGUGUAGCAUGCCCUGGAACUUAGCAUUUGGAGUGUAAUUUUUAAUUUCAUAUAUGCUGUUGUACUAGGUUGUGAUCCUGAUCUUAUAUAGGUGUCAGUAGAGUUGAGAUGUUUUAGUCUUUUUAUACCAACAUAUUUGGAGUAUAUAUAUUAAGGCAUAAUUCUUUUUUGGAUUUUUCUUCUUGAAUUUUGCUCUGGCUCAGCAUGCUAUUGUAUUUAU
Messenger RNA from Cuscuta campestris, 2115 nucleotides. Lineage: Eukaryota; Viridiplantae; Streptophyta; Magnoliopsida; Solanales; Convolvulaceae. The record is from the annotation of a GenBank genome assembly.